AUGGCGGUCAAAGAAAUCUUGCAGGAGGUAUUGCCAUUGAACUUUGCUACCAACGUCCGCGUGGUGCUCGGUGCUGCCAUCUCGACGGUUCUCAUCUACGGGGUCGUCAAUGUCGUGUACAACCUCUUCUUUAGCCCUCUGGCAAAGUUCCCCGGACCAAAACUAGCCGCAUGCAGCCACGUCCCCAACUUUUACUGGCUCAUGACUGGCCAGCAUCAUUACAAGAUGAAGGAGCUUCACGAUGAAUAUGGAGACGUGGUGCGGGUGAGCCCGACCACGCUCGUGUAUCGCAGCCCCCAGGCAUGGAAGGACAUUUACGGACACCGCAAGGCCGGCCAAGGAUCGUUCCUGAAAGAUCCCGGAACUUAUAUCUCCGGCCCAAGCGGUCCGAGUAUUAUCAACUCCAAUGAAGCCGAUCACUCGAGAGAGCGACGAUUGCUCUCCCAUGCCUUUUCCGAAAAGGCCCUCAGAGACCAGGAGGGCCUGGUCCAGUCCUACGUGAAUUUGCUCGUGGAGCGAUUGAAAGAGCAAAUUGACAGUGCACCCCAAUCGACAGUCGACCUCGUCUCCUGGUACAACUUCACCACGUUCGAUAUCAUCGGUGAUCUGGCCUUCGGAGAACCAUUCUGGUGCCUACGCGACAGCCAGUACCACCCAUGGGUGCAAAUGGUCUUCAUCAGUACCAAAACAAGUGUCUUCCUACGCCCGGGCAAGAUAUAUCCCGUCCUGGCCCCAUUCUUGAAGAAACUGGUCCCUGGAAAACUGGCAGAGAUGCGCGCCAGUCACUUUUCCUUGAGUACUGAGAAGGUCCGCCGCAGACUACAAACUAAGACAGACCGGCCGGAUUUCAUGACCUAUGUCCUUCGAGCGACCGAUGAACGCGCCAUGACCAUCCGCGAGAUGGAAAGCAAUGCAGCACUUUUGAUCUUGGCCGGUAGCGAAACCACGGCAACCCUUCUCUCCGGCUUCACCUACUAUAUGCUCGUCCAUCCGGAAGUUCAGCGAAAGUUGCUCGAGGAGGUGCGAGGAUCAUUCAAGUCCUUCGACGCAAUCACCUUCCAGGCCGUGGCUCAGCUCCCCUACCUGAAUGCAGCUCUCGAGGAGACCCUGCGAAUGUAUCCUCCCGUUGCAGAUAUCAUCCCCAGAGUGGUGCCCAAGGGAGGCGCCAUGGUCGAUGGUCAAUUCAUCCCCGAAGACACCGUCGUCACGGGUCAAUUCUAUUCAUCCUUCCACGCCGAAUCUCAUUUCACCGAGCCUGACUCGUUCAUCCCGGAGCGAUGGUUGGAGCCUCGCGAUCCACGGUUCGAAAACGACACUCGUGCCGUCUUUCAUCCUUUCUCCCUUGGACCGCGUAAUUGCUUGGGUAAAAAUCUCGCCUACGCUGAGAUGCGACUGAUCACAGCCAAAAUGUUAUGGAGCUUCGACAUGACCUUGCAAGAGGGGGCCGGCAGCUGGCCAGUCCAAGAGACUUAUAACCUCUGGGAGAAGAAACCGCUCAUGGUGAAACUGGCGCGUGCGCAAAAGUCAACAUGA
This is a messenger RNA of Penicillium oxalicum, 1533 nucleotides long. Its product is annotated as cytochrome P450. The record is from RefSeq and is a predicted model, not a curated record. NCBI's taxonomy places the organism in Eukaryota, Fungi, Ascomycota, Eurotiomycetes, Eurotiales, Aspergillaceae. Bases 1 to 1533 code for a protein of 510 amino acids. Gene Ontology annotation, molecular function: iron ion binding; heme binding; oxidoreductase activity, acting on paired donors, with incorporation or reduction of molecular oxygen. The transcript has 3 exons.